AUGGGCUGCAGCCACUCGACGGCGGAUUCCACGCGCCCCUUUCGUGCCCACAGCGUCGCUCUGCCCUUACGCCCCUCGACGCCUUCGUUCCAUGUGCCGAACAGCGUCCGGCGCGACGUCGUCCCCACGAGCGGUGCGCCGGCGCACCCGACCACGGGAACCGACCUGAAAGACGACGUCCCGUCGUUCGUCGUCUCGAACAGCGCCGACUUAGUCGGCAGCUCGGACGGCGAAAUGGUUUACGCCCUCGUGCGCACCUUUACGUUCUCGUUCAUCCAGGCGUCCGAGACGAGCAGCACGCACUCGAGUCUGGGCGACAUGUCGUUCACGCCCGAGGAGGAGACCCCGCCGGCCUCUUCCGACCCCGUGGUCGAGUUGCCGCCGAUUCCAGAAGAGCUCUUGGGUCGGGACGGACGCACUACUGGGCGGGCGGUCAGUGGCAGUGCCACGAAAGCCAAUGCGUCGCCGCUGUCGUCGUCGACGUCUUCGGAGACGCAGAACGGCGAGAGCAGUGGAGAGAGCGAAUUGGACGUGACGGACGCACUGGACGCGGCCGACUGCAGCGGCCGUCCAGAAGCGGAUCACUGCAACGCGACCGACACGAGACGACCAGUGGCUGCGACGACUGCAUCGAGUGGACAGAAUGCGCUCGGCGGUCCGAAGACGGAAGCGGAUGUCCGUCACGAGCGUCGUGCAGCUGCUCGCGAGACGUCGUCGUGCGACGCCAUUGACGACGAGUCCAUGCGACGCAAAGUCGUGGAAGCCGACGCGCUGGCGAUCGUGCAGGAGGUCAUGCGAGCGGCCGUGUCCAACGUGACAACCGCAGCGUCAACACAGGUCGGUCAUCAUCCGCAAGCUCCGGUUCCAGGGCGAGCAGCUCCCGUCGAAAGGAGCAGCUUGCAACUCGAGCCGGUGAGCGCGACGUGGAGCCUGAAGACGCCGCGAUCGCGCAGUGCCCCACUGCUGAACGUCUGUGCCCCGACGUAUGCGAUCGUGGGCACGUCGACGGCCAAUGGCGUCGUGUGGUAUCACAUGCAGUGCACGAACGAGGAGGCGACGGACUGCUUCAAGUGGCCCGCUGUGCUCUUGCGUCGGUACUCGAGAUUCCGCGCCAUGUACUGGCAGCUCAAGGCGAGCAAACUGCCUGCUGCCGACAAGCUACCCGAGCUGCCUCCCGCAGGUCUCGUGCACUUUGUGCGCGGUCGACAGAGCCAGCGAACCAUUGAGGAACGGCAGACGCAGUUCUCGAGUGUGCUGCACUACAUUGCUACGCAUCGAGAGCUGCACGAGAGCGCUGUCUUCCAGCGCUUCCUCGUCCAGUGA
Messenger RNA from Hyaloperonospora brassicae, 1323 nucleotides. Lineage: Eukaryota; Oomycota; Peronosporomycetes; Peronosporales; Peronosporaceae. The record is from the annotation of a GenBank genome assembly.